GGUCGGCUUCCUCAGGUGGAGUCAGCCGCGCAGCUCGGAGGAACGUGUCGGUGUGGCGGGGUCAGCUGAUGGACUGAGACACAAACUGACGUGAGUUCAUCAGAGCUGGUCUGAGACUAUGAGGAGCAGCGAGUCCCGGACCCCGGACCCGAUCUUUGGAGGCUGUCUGUGACUCCGCGCGCUCCUCUGAGUCAGCCCAGGUGUGGCUGCUUCACCUGAGGCUCGCGCUCUGCGACAUUUAUUCACCUUCUGACGCAACAGGACACUUCGUGCGCUCAGCAUGCCGGAAGUGAUCAGCGUGACUGAGUUCAUCUCAGAGACCAAUGAGGACUACAAAGCCCCGACCACCUCCAGCUUCACCACGCGCAUGACCCACUGCAGGAACACGGUGGCAGCCCUGGAGGAGGCUCUGGACGUGGACAGGUCCGUCCUUCAUAAGAUCAAGAAGUCAGUGAAAGCCAUCAACACGUCCGGUCUGGCUCACGUGGACAAUGAGGAGCAGUACAUUCAGUCCAUGGAGAAGUUUGGGGAUAACUGUGUCUGCAAAGAAGACGCCGGUGUUGGCUCCGCCUUCCUCAAGUUCGCCGUUUUCACCAAAGAACUGUCGGCGCUCUUCAAGAACCUGCUGCAGAACAUGAACAACAUCAUCACGUUCCCUCUGGACAGUCUGCUGAAGGGAGACCUGAAGGGAGUCAAAGGGGAUCUGAAGAAGCCGUUCGACAAAGCCUGGAAGGAUUAUGAGACCAAACUAGCGAAGAUCGAGAAGGAGAAGAGGGAGCACGCCAAGCAGCACGGCAUGAUUCGAACAGAGUUCAGCGGAGGAGAAAUCGCUGAGGAGAUGGAGAAAGAGAGACGUCUGUUCCAGCUGCAGAUGUGUGAGUAUCUCCUCAAAGUGAACGAGAUCAAAGUGAAGAAAGGCGUCGACUUCCUGCAGAACCUCAUCAAGUAUUUCCACGCUCAGUGCAAUUUCUUCCAGGAUGGUCUGAAGGCCGUGGAGAGUCUGAAACCUUCUGUGGAGAAACUGGCUGUCGACCUGACGGAGGUGAGAAACGUUGAAUAUGAGAUUGAUUACAUUACUUCUGAUCAGCAGCCAAUCAUCAUCCAGGUCGAAGUGAAGUCUACUUCCUGUUUCGUGGCUUUAGCUGCAGUGGGCGGGGCUAAAGAAAACCGCUCCAUGCUCUCCAAAUAUGUUAAUGACGUCACGUUGAUACAGGAAGUCAUUAGACUUCACCGUGUGGUCACCAUGGUUACAGAUGCACCUGUCCAGGUGUUCUCGGUCUCACCCUCGUCCCUGCUCCUUGUUUCGCAGGCUAACAGACCUCCAGCCAAACUCAACCUGCUCACCUGUCAGGUGAAGAGGAACCCGGAUGAGAAGAAGAGCUUCGACCUGUUCUCACACGACCGGACGUAUCACUUCCAGGCCGAGGACGAAGCCGAGUGUCAGAUCUGGAUGUCGGUGCUGCAGAACAGUAAAGAGGAGGCGUUGAAUCAGGCGUUCAAAGGCGACCAGAGCGAAGGAGAGAACAACAUCGUGCAGGAGCUGACCAAAGCUAUCGUGGCAGAGGUGAAGAGGAUGAGCGGCAACGACGGCUGCUGCGACUGUGGAGCCGCUGCUCCCACCUGGCUGUCCACCAACCUCGGCGUCCUGAUCUGUAUCGAGUGCUCGGGGAUCCACAGGGAGAUGGGAGUCCACUACUCCCGGAUCCAGAGUCUGGACCUGGACGUCCUGGGAACCUCCGAGCUGCUGUUGGCAAAGAACGUGGGAAACGCCAGCUUCAACGAGAUCAUGGAGGCGGAUCUGUCGGCGCAGAACGUCACCAAACCCGACCCGACUAGUGACAUGCAGAUGAGGAAGGACUACAUCACCGCCAAGUACACGGAGAAGCGCUUCACCCAGCGGCUGUGCACCGACGCAGCGUCCAGGCUGCAGGUUCUGUACGAGGCCGUCCGGAACCGGGACAUCCUGUCUCUGAUCCAGGUGUACGCUGAGGGUGUGGACCUGAUGGAGGCCAGCCCGCAGCCCAACGAACACGAAUCCGGAGAGACGGUGCUCCACCUGGCGGUCCGUAUGGGCGACAGGAACUCCCUCCACAUCGUCGACUUCCUCGCCCAGAACAGCGGUAACCUGGACAAGCAGACGGCGAGAGGAAGCACGGCGCUGCAUUACUGCUGCCUGACGGACAACAGCGAGUGUCUGAAGCUGCUGCUGAGAGGGAAGGCUUCAGUGUCCAUCACAAACGAGGCCGGAGAAACAGCGCUGGACAUCGCUAAACGUCUGCGACACACUGAGUGUGAAGAGCUGCUGACUCAGGCUCAGACGGGGAAGUUUAACGUCCACGUUCAUGUCGAGUACGAGUGGCGUCUCCAGAACGAGGACAUGGACGAGAGCGAGGACGAGCUGGAGGACAAGCCAAUCCCGAACCGCCGCGAGGAGCGUCCGGUCAGCUGCUUCGUGCCGGGCAGCGGACCUAACCUGGCAGCGCUGGCCCGGGACGCCGCCUGCCUGGCACGGGACAAACAGAGGCCUCAGGUGCCCAGUAUGAUGAUCAGCAAUGAGACCUACGGCACCAUGCUGGACCUGAACCUGCCGCCGCCGGGACCAACCCCGCCGCUGCCGCCCAGAGGGCCCCACAGAGGCUCAGCACACGGUAAACCUGUUACCAUGGAAACAGCUGGCAGACAGCGGUCGUCCUCCGACCCCCCCAACCCGGUGACCCCCGAGAGGAACUCCUCCAUGUACGUGCUCCCAGUCGCUCCCCCUCCUCCGUUCAACAAGAGGUCCAGCAUGGUGGACACCAAGACCACGUCCGCCAGGAACACCCCCCUCCCUCCUCUGCCUCCCCCACCAGCAGCAGGACUGCCUCCAGUCGUCCCAGUGCCUCCAGCCCCACCUCCACCCAACAUCCCACCACCGCCCCACUACAAAGCUCCACCCUUUCCACCACCGGUCCCCAGUCACCACAGCAGCAGACCAACAGGACCCAAGUCCCCCAAAUCACCCACUGGGUCAGGGAAGAGUCCUCCUCAGAGACCUCCUGUCAGGACGGCAUCGAUGGACAAACGAGGGCUGCAGUCCAAAUCUCCACAGAGUCCUCCGACACCAAAACCCAGAAGCACCUACGCUAAGCAGAAGCCUCAGCGUGUGAAGGCCAUCUAUAACUGCUCGGCUGACAAUCCUGACGAGUUGACGUUCAGCGAGGGCGAGGUGAUCGUGGUGGAGGGGGAGGAGGACAGCGAGUGGUGGGUGGGUCACGUUGAAGGAGAGCCAAGCAGGCGAGGAGUGUUUCCUGUCACCUUCGUCCACUUCAUCACAGAGUGACGCCAAGCCGCUAACUUCCUGUUCCUGUCACAGCACGGACUCACCUGAGACACCUGAACGCCUCGUCCAAUCGCAGAGCUCCGCCUCCUUUUGAGAAUAAAUUUCAUGUUUUUAAUGAACUGGUCUGAUCCGGACCUGUUACAUCUGUUAGCUGUCCACACACUUUUGUCCACAUCGUGUUGAUUGAUGACUCAGCAGGAAUCAAACCUGUGACGCCGUCUGUGUAUCCAUUAAAGAUGAACGCGUCCUUCCUGUUCUCAA
Messenger RNA from Larimichthys crocea (large yellow croaker), 3580 nucleotides. It is a transcript of the gene asap2b, whose product is annotated as ArfGAP with SH3 domain, ankyrin repeat and PH domain 2b. The transcript has 26 exons. Gene Ontology annotation, cellular component: cytoplasm. Gene Ontology annotation, biological process: positive regulation of GTPase activity. NCBI's taxonomy places the organism in Eukaryota, Metazoa, Chordata, Actinopteri, Sciaenidae. Bases 281 to 3319 code for a protein of 1012 amino acids. Gene Ontology annotation, molecular function: GTPase activator activity; protein binding. The record is from RefSeq and is a predicted model, not a curated record.